AUGGAUGCUCUCAGGACCAGAUACUGGUUGCUGAAGCAACUUCAAGAAGAAUGCCUUAUCGAAAUUAAUGUUAGAGAUAUCCUGGAGAACUUCCAGCAGAAUGAUCAGGGCCUCCCAACAGAGGAGAUCUCCCAGCCAGAGAUUAUGGAAGGAAGCCUUACCCAGAGGUUCGCAAUCUUGUUAAUUAUUGGAAACAUUUUUCAAGGCGUCAUAUCUUCUGGGAACAUCAUGAUAGACAUGCCACCAGUCGUCUCAGUUUUUGAAGGUGAAGACGUAGAAUUAGAAUGCAAGGCUCGGUAUGCCAAUGGUACAUUGAUUCCAUCCUGUGAUGGGCUACAUGGCAUUAUACUGAAAUGGACGUUAGUAAAUAGGGUGGAAAACAUGUCAGAUGGAGUAACAGCUAGAUGUGGUGGAGUGGCAUCGUUCAAGAACAAGACUGUGGAAGUUAAUCCAGACAAUGGCAAUCUAAUAAUAUUGAAUAUAGGCCUUGGAGAUGAUGCCGUGGUUAAGUGUGAAGUUUAUGGACAUAACUUCAGAAAUAAUAAUGAAACAAGAGUCGAAGUAAAAAAGGCUAAUUUUGGUGUUGAGGCAGAAAACAUUCUUACUCCUGGAGAAGGGGGGGACGUUUCAUUGUCGUGCUCUGUGGUCGACAGCGGCACAACUGAUCAAAGAAGUUUCACCUUUGUUUGGUCACUCAACAACACCGUCCUGCAGUCUUGCGAUACAUCGGGUGAGGUCCAUUAUUCCGUCGGCCAGACGGGAAAGUACGCGCUUCAUCACGGCAAGACAAGCUGUAAUAUUACGAUUCUAAACUUGAACUUGAAGGACGAAGGAAGAUACCAAUGUGACGUUCAUGACGCCUUCUACAACCAGUCCAACUACAAUUCUACAACAAUCGUCAUUCCAUAUCAGCCGGCAUCGAUCACAACAUUGCCAGCAACAACAGACUUGAAUGAAAGUGUGGAAUCAACGGUAACGGUUACAAGCAGUUUGACACUGAAAACGGGACAAGGGUCUGGAGCUACUCCGUUGGAUACCAUUGCUCGGAAAGACAUUGUUUUGAUCACAGCGGUGUUGUCAUCCGGGUUCCUGAUUGCAAUAAGCCUGCUGGUUGUCGCAUCGAGGCUUCGUAAAGACCGUCAUUCUGCUGUCCAGAUCAACCAAACCAAUGAUGCGAACAGAGCUACUGUGACCUUCAGACAAGCUCCUUCACCAGGAAGCAUUCGAAUUGGACCCAAUCUGUUAAGCAGAUUUGAAGUCCAAGAUGCAGAAACGGCUUACGAAGAAGUCAGGGAGAUUGGCGACCAUGCAUCCUCGACAGCCGAUAAUCGCAACGUCAUAGCCCAUACAUAUGCUGAGACUAGACUGUCUUUGGCUGAAAGGGAAGAUGAAGCCCCAAGCCAUCCCCCACCGCCUCGUGGGAUUUUUAACCAACCACCUCAUUGGAUGUGGCAAUGAGCACUACGUCAGAGGCCCUUUUCGAAACCACGGCUUCGGCUUUGGAUUCGGCUCGUGUUAGCUUGGCCCUGCUUUGAUAAUAUUGUGCAUGCUUGAGUAUGCGCUCAGGGCUUCAGACGAGCCUAAGCAGAUUUUAAGAUUUCGAGACCUCAGAUUUAGAAUUUUGAGGUCUCGAAAUCAACCAUCUAAACGCACACAGCUUCGUGUGACAAGGGUUGGUUCUGUAAGAACGCACCAAGUUCAUUCAAACGCCAAAACCGAAAGCGUCAGGAAACUAAUAUUUGGGAUCUGUUCGUUUGGUAAGAUGAUGUAUUACUUUAAUUUGUUUUAGAAGAAGAUCUGCGAACCCAUGAAUGAAAAUGGUGCAUUCUUACAGAACCAACCACAGUUUUUGGGUGGCUUUCAUUUCCAGCCACAAAAUAGCAAUUUAAUUACUGAUCUGAAAAGCUUACAACAAAAUUACUUAAACUACGAGGUGGCGAUACAACAGAAAAUUAUGCAUUGAAAGUUCUACUAAAAAUGCAAGUAUAAAAACAGAAUAUUGUGGGACAAACUAAAUGUAGAGAAGCUGUGGCUGGUACAGAACUAAUAUUAAAUGCAAUGGCCAUGCUGAAACUUUAGAAAUACCCUCUAAAUAAUCAAGAAAACUUACAUGAAAUCGGAACUAGCAUACAGUGCACCGAUACAAUCAUCAACCGAGUAUGCCAAGCCUCAGCCCUCCACACACAAGAUGUUGCCUGGCUACACCCAAAAAGCCAACUCAACCCAGUCUUGUGUUCUCUGACCAGGGUUGUGAAAUUAAAUACUAAAGGAAUGUCAUUCAUGAACAAGAAUGUACUAAAUAGUCAAUACAAAUGUCAAUCGGGUAUCUGAACAAAAGGAACUGGUUCAGUGGAUUUAAUACCAACAAAGUAUAUACAUGGGAUGCAUUAAUGUGUUGAUAAAGGAACACAAAUUGAAAAGAAACAAGCUGUCAAUCUCAACAGUUUUACACCUGGACUAGUCCACACAUGGAUUUUAUAAUAGUCUACCUGAUAGACAACACAUUACUGCCUGAAAUAGCGCCCUCUUGCGGAUUAAUGAGAAAGAAUGUACUAAAUACUCGUUACAAUUGUCAUAUUGGUAUCUGAACAAAAGGAACUGUUUCAGUGGGUUUUACCAACAAAGUAUACCGGGGAUGCAUUAUUGUGUUGAUAAAGGAGCACACAUUGAAAAGAAACAAGCUGUCAAUCUCAACAGUCACUGACCAGGACUAGUCCACAUCCUCCACAUGGAUUUUAUAAUAGUCUACCUGAUAGCCAACACAUUACUGCCUGAAAUAGCGCCCUCUUGCGGAUUAACCUCCGUCAUUAUUAUUGGCCUACGAUCACAGUCAGGGCCCAAUUUCAUAGAGCUGCUUAAGCACAACAUUUUGCUUAAGCAAAAAAUUCAUUGCUUAGU
Molecule: messenger RNA, 2898 nt
Organism: Asterias rubens (European starfish)
Lineage: Eukaryota; Metazoa; Echinodermata; Asteroidea; Forcipulatida; Asteriidae
Exons: 9
Coding region: 1-1458 (485 amino acids)
Source: RefSeq, a predicted model, not a curated record